AAUUUGGUGGUCUCAGAAGACCCGCGCUAGAGUAGUGUUCUGUUUUUCCAUUACUUUUUCUCUUCCUUCACUUAAUUCCACUCAGUUCUCCUCCGACUUUAGUAUCCUGUUUAUCCUGCUGCCCGUUGCGGACCCUUUAUGAGGCAGGAACCAAUGUGCCACGAGGCUUUGGCGGCUGAGGGACUGUUUGUAUAAAGGACUAGCUGUUCGGUGUGGCGGGUCCGUCGAUACAGUUCCGGUGGGAGAACGCGGCAGUGAAGUCUUCGUCUUCGGUUCCUGCCAUGCACCGACCGAAUUUUCGACCCCCGACUCCUCCUUACCCCGGCCCGGGUGUAGGAGGCUGGGGUGGCGGAAGCAGCUUCCUGGGUACCCCGGGCGGGGGCGGACCGCGGCCGCCCUCCCCUCGGGACGGGUACGGGAGCCCGCACCACACGCCGCCGUGCGGGCCCCGGGCUAGGCCCUACGGAAGCAGCCACUCUCCGCGACACGGCGGCGGCUUCUCGGGGGGCCGGCUCGGGUCUCCGUCCCCUGGCGGCUACCCUGGCUCGUACUCCAGGUCCCCCGCGGGGUCCCAGCAGCAAUUCGGCUACUCCCCAGGGCAGCAGCAGACCCACCCCCAGGGUUCUCCAAGGACAUCUACACCAUUUGGAUCAGGGCGUGUUAGAGAAAAAAGAAUGUCUAAUGAGUUGGAAAGUUAUUUCAAGCCUUCAAUGCUUGAAGACCCUUGGGCUGGCCUAGAACCAGUAUCUGUAGUGGAUAUAAGCCAACAGUACAACAAUACUCAAACAUUCACAGGCAAAAAAGGAAGAUACUUUUGUUAACAUUUCUGAAAUUCACCUGGAAGCUUCAUGUGUCAGGAACAUCUUGGACAAAACUUUUACUUUGUGGUUAAGUUGAACCCAAAGUUGAUGACUUUGGAUAACUAGUAAGGUCUUCAUAUUUUUCAUCAUAUCAAGUGUUAGAGAAGAAGAUAGGAUAAAUGCAGUGUAUAGCUCUCUGGAAGUGCCUACCACAUUUAGAAGAUUUACAGUUUCCAUAUAUUUAAUACUACUGAUUAUAUAAUGAACAUUUGUCUUAUAAUGUUUUCCAGUGUUUUAAAAUAAACCAUUUUGUCUUUCUA
Molecule: messenger RNA, 1120 nt
Organism: Cavia porcellus (domestic guinea pig)
Lineage: Eukaryota; Metazoa; Chordata; Mammalia; Rodentia; Caviidae
Gene: Mplkip
Product: M-phase specific PLK1 interacting protein
Exons: 2
Coding region: 282-821 (179 amino acids)
Cellular component (GO): nucleus; midbody; centrosome
Source: RefSeq, a predicted model, not a curated record